CUAAAAUCCCUGUGUUGAGUGACGCAGGAGAGCAGUGGACGGUUGGAGCUGCGCUGAUGUGCAACAACUAAGACCGAGAGUCAAGAGUCCAGGGUUUCAACAGAAUAACACAUUCUAAUAACAGAUGAGCGUCUGAAAUGCCCUUGUUUGCACUGAUGUAUUCGGUUACCACAUCCAUAACUUUACUGUGUUCUCUGCGCAUAAUCGAGAUCAUCUGUCCGGAGUCGAUAUUACUGCUCCAGUAACGGAUUGAUCCACGCUUCUCAUUCACAUUUUACGGCAUGACAUGUAGAUAAUCAUCCGAUAUUUUGAUGGGGCUCCUGAGGAUCAUGAUGCCACCCAAGUUCCAGCUGCUGGCUGUUAUGGCGUUUGGAGUGGCGAUGCUUUUCAUUGAGAACCAGAUUCAGAAGCUGGAAGAGUCUCGGGCAAAGCUGGAUACCUUUAGUACCCAUCUACAGACCCUUUCUACAUUCUCAUCUUACCCAGAGCGCACCAUGGCCAGACACGAGGUGCGAGAAGUGGAGCAGAGACAGACGCGGGACAGCCUGCGGGACUCUCCAGCGUUGCCUGAGAUUGAGGAUCUGGUCAUCAUCUAUAACCGUGUGCCCAAGACUGCCAGCACCUCCUUCACCAACAUCGCAUAUGACCUGUGCGGAAAGAAUCGCUUCCAUGUUCUCCACAUCAACACCACCAAGAACAAUCCGGUCAUGUCCCUGCAGGACCAGAUGAGGUUUGUAAGGAACGUGACGUCCUGGCGAGAAAUGAAACCAGGUUUCUACCAUGGCCAUGUCGCCUACUUGGACUUCACAAAGUUUGGUAUCAAGGGGAAGCCGGUUUACAUCAACAUUGUACGGGACCCCAUCGAGAGGUUGGUGUCAUACUACUAUUUUCUCCGAUUUGGAGAUGAUUAUCGGCCAGGUCUCAGACGGAGAAAGCAGGGGGACAAAAAGACGUUUGAUGAGUGUGUGUCGUCAGGAGGUUCUGAUUGCACUCCUGAGAAGCUUUGGUUACAGAUCCCGUUCUUCUGUGGCCAUUACUCGGAGUGCUGGAAUGUUGGCAGUAGGUGGGCUCUCGAGCAAGCCAAGUAUAAUUUGGUGAAUGAGUAUCUGCUCGUGGGAGUGACUGAGGAACUGGAGGAUUUUAUCAUGAUGCUCGAGGCAGCACUGCCACGUUUCUUCAGAGGAGCAACUGAGCUCUACCGCACAGGUAAGAAGUCUCACUUGAGGAAAACAAGCGAGAAGAAACCUCCUACUAAAGAGUCCAUCUCAAAGCUGCAGCAGUCCAACAUAUGGAAGAUGGAGAACGAGUUCUAUGAGUUUGCGCUGGAACAGUUUCAGUUUGUGCGCGCUCACAGCGUCAGGGAAAAAGAUGGAGAGCUUUACCUGCUGGCUCAGAACUUCUUUUAUGAGAAAAUCUAUCCAAAAGUAAACUAGAGUAUACAUUAGCAUGGUCCAAGUGUCGUUUGGCCUGUUCAUGUACUGUUCUGUCACUUUCACUGGGAAGAGAAGAAGAGGACAUCUAGAAUGUGGACACAAAUGCCUGGAGGUCCUAGCCUAGAGGGCUUGAGGGUUUUAGAGCGUGUUUUUUUUUUUUUUUUCUUUUUUUUUUUUUUCUUUUCUUUUUGAGAGAGACUUUACACAGUGCUGAUCACGAUGCUCAGUAUCAAGCAACUUUGAGCCCAGUAUCUUUUUAUGGACUUUCACAGCAGUGAAAAAACUUGACAUAAACAUCAAAUUAUCACAUAAUUCAUCAUGCCUUCCAAAAGAAAAUGACAGAAGCUUUUUGGCCAUCAGUCAUUGAGAAAUAUGAAUUUUGAACAGGGUCAAAAGGGUACUUUUUGUACCAGACAUUUGGUACAUUAGGAGCACCUCCUUAUUUUACUACUAACUGUGGUUUUGUGAAUUCCUAACACUUUCUUGCAUUGUGUAUAUUGAUUUUUAAUAGAAUGCCAUAAACAGUGUUUACAGACUUUAGUAAAGGUAUUGUAGCCAGAGGUUAGAAAGUGGUAAAACAGAUUUCAUAUCUGUACAAAUUGUAUUUACAUGUAUAUUUUAUGUAAUUGGACCAAAUGGUUGUAAGAAAUUCAAAGCUGUAGAGUUUAAAAUUAGUUAUUUAGAAAAUAGACACUUUUGAGAAUCCCACUGGUGCUUGCUUUCUUUUUUAUUGCUCAUUUUUUCCAUCACAACUCCUGAAGACUCUAAAAUAAUGAAAUAGAGGUUACACUGAUCUCUGAGACUUUUGAAUUGAAGACCAUGACCUCCAUGAUCCUGUUUUUGUCUGCUACUGUAUGAGACCUGAUUAGUCAAGAACAGGUUCCUUGAGUCUUAACUACUGGUAUCAUCUUGUAGCUCAGUACUGGCUUAAGGUAACGUGGUCUCAACAGACUUCUACCCUCUCAGCAGUCCUAAUUAUAGUGUGUUCUACCAGAAGAUAUGAAAGAAAGAAAGAAAGAAGAAAGGCUCAAACCAACAUUAGUUGUACACUCAAUAGUGCCUUCAUGAAUCAUUCAUCCCACCCUGGUUCCAGCAGUUGUUCAGAUUAUUUAAACAAUGUCUGUAUUUGAAACUUUUAAAGCUGCCAGCUUUCCUUUUAUAUUUGGGUUCUUUCCUUUAUCUUUCGUUACUUUUUUUUUUUUUUUUUUUUGUAUAAAUUGUCUCAAAGCAUUUCAAAUAAACUACUGUCUAUGAGACCAUGUUGUUUUCAGGAUGCUUAGUUUCUCUUACAAACAACAAUUCAUUCCAGAGGUUUUAAACGGGACUUUUUUUUAGGACUCUUAAUGUGUUAAAUUAAGUCAUCAAUUACAUGAUAAACAUAUUAAAGUUUUACUGAUUUAUUAAAUAUAUUGAUCCUGUUAAUUGAUCAUAUGUGUAUCAAGUGUUGCUUAAUACAAUAUUUGUGGAAACUUUUUUUUUUUUUUUUAUCCUUUGAUUAAAUAGAAAGUUCAAAAGAACAGCAUUCAGAACAGAAAUCUUUUGUAACAAUUUAAACGUACUGCGUGUCACUUGUGAUCAAAUUAAUGUAUCCCUGCUGAACAAAAGUGUGUGUAUAUAUAUAUAUAUAUAUAUAUAAUAUAAAAUCUUGCUAAGCCCAAA
This is a messenger RNA of Ctenopharyngodon idella (grass carp), 3092 nucleotides long. It is a transcript of the gene hs2st1b, whose product is annotated as heparan sulfate 2-O-sulfotransferase 1b. Gene Ontology annotation, cellular component: membrane. The record is from RefSeq and is a predicted model, not a curated record. The transcript is spliced from 8 exons. NCBI's taxonomy places the organism in Eukaryota, Metazoa, Chordata, Actinopteri, Cypriniformes, Xenocyprididae. Gene Ontology annotation, molecular function: heparan sulfate 2-sulfotransferase activity. The coding region runs from base 312 to 1433 and encodes 373 amino acids.